UUAACAAUUGAUACGUUCUAACCGACAGGUCGACAACUUUUUAUUCUGUCUUAUCCGGGCGUAUAGUUGUUAAAUCGUCUCUAAUUGUGUGUAUUGUACAAGCUUCUGGUAGUAUUCAGAGGAAAAGGUUUGCGUGCAGAUUUUUGUGACUAGACAGUCUGGCCCUACAUAAAACGUUAUUACGAGUUCAUCACGCAGACGGGACAUCUCGCCUGCCGGAGUUAGGACAUGGCGCGCUCGCCCAGAGGCUCUCCUCAGGAAUCCAAGAUGGCGUCCCUGACGGCCCCCUCACCCACCGGCACCUCCACCGUCCUCAACAAGAUCAGUGACGAGAUGAUCGUCUGUAACAUCUGCUUUGAGACGUACAACCGGCCCAAGGUGCUGCCCUGUCUCCACACCUUCUGUAUGGACUGUCUGGCCAGGUUAACAGCCAGUAAGACGACGAAGAGUCCGAAAGGUAAGCUGACGUGCCCGAUGUGUCGGGAGGAGACGCCGCUGCCUAAGAACGGCGUGAAGGGCCUGAGGGAUAACUUCUUCGUGUCCAACCUGUGUCAGCUCCUGCACGCCGAGCGGGAGCGCACCAGGAACGCCCCGCGGCCCAGGUCACCCGUCCCGCCCAGGAAAGAGAAAAAGGAGGUGACCUGUGGGACUCAUGAGGGAGAAGUCAUCAAGUAUUUUUGCGACAAAUGUGAGUUGCCGAUUUGUGGCGACUGUUUCGUCAUGGAACACAACGGCCACACUGUCUCCAAACUUAAGGACGCGGCCAGUAAGUACUGUGAGCGAAUCAGAGAGCGGGUAGGGGAAUGUCGGGAGCGAGCCAAGCCUCUGCAGCAAGCCGUCAGCCUAUUGGUGGCCAUGGAGAACGAACUCAAGCAGAACAAAGAAACAGCAAAAGAAGAGAUCCACCAGCACGCGGAGAUGUUGAUCGAGGCCAUCCAGCAGAGCGAGGAGGAGAUGGUCUCGGCGCUGGAGGAGAUCUACACCGAGAGGAAGGACUCCCUGGCCACCCAGCGGGGAGAGAUGCAGGCAGGGCUGCACAAACUGGAGGAGUGCGUACAGGCUGCUGACGAGGCCCUGGAGAAAGACUCUGACGUUGAGAAGUUGUCCCAGUGGUCCAUCCUGGAGAACUCCAUCUCAGAGGCCGGGGACCUGCUGCCGACACAGGGCCCGGAUGUCAACAUGUGUGUCAAGUUCUCCGCAGAACAUCUACAUGAGAAUUUCCGGCUGGGCGUGCUGAUCACAGAGCCCGUGUUCCAGUUCGGAGCCAAGGGCACCAAGGACGGGGAGUUCGACUCUCCCUUCCGGGUGGUGACGAACAGUCAGGGGGAGAUCCUGGUGGCAGACAACGGCAACAAACGGUUACAGAUGUUUGACAGUAAAGGAACGUUUAAGUGGAAGUCGGAGAAGGAGGAAGGAGACAAGUUCCUGAAGCCUGUGGACGUGGCCGUGACGCCUGACGGGAACAUCUACAUCACAGACGUGGCCAACAAGUGUGUCAAGAAGUUUGACCCUAAGGGAGAGGUCAUCAGCAAAUUCGGAAAUGACGUCUUAGACAUCCCAUCAGGCAUUGCGUACGACGCACGCACUGAUCACGUGUUGGUGACAGAUGCAGGUAAGAACCGGAUCACCAUUCACUCCUCCGACGGUGAGCUGCUUCACCACUUCGGGUCGCCAGGAGACGACGAUUCCAACUUCAACAGGCCGAUAUUCGUGGCCGUGAAUUCGCACUCGGACAUCAUCGUGUCGGACUACAAGAACCACUGUGUGAAGGUGUUUGAUUCCGAGGGGCUGUUCCUGUUCAAGUUCGGCGGCGAGGUGGGGGCGGACGCGGACCGGGGGAAGCACGGCAUGCCGGCGGGGCUGUGCGUGGACCCGCAGGACAACAUCAUCGUGGCGGACAUCCACAACGGGCGGGUGGACCUGUUCCGGCCCGACGGGUCGUUCCUUCGGCACAUCGCCACGGCGUCGGACGGGCUGCUGUCCCCGUACGGAGUCGCCAUGACUCCCGAGGGCAGAGUCGUGGUCACCGACGUGUCCGACUGUGCGAUCAAAAUAUACAAGUACUGAAACUGUGGGAACUACAUGGAUAGAUAACUCAUUAUCCAAUACAGAAAUAUAACGUACCAGACUUUGCUAAUCGCCGUGCUACGGGAGUACCCAAAUGACCAAACUAGAAAAAAAGAAUGUAUCGAUUUUAAAGAGCAUUAAUUUUGUACAAUGUGAACACAAUGGUAGCCAUUAGUAUCUUGCCCCCACAAUGUUAAAUCGCCAAUAGCUGUACAGCACGUACGUAGUGUGUAAAAAAAGUAGAAGAACAUGAGUUAAUACAACACAAUGCACCUUAAAAUAAUGUACAGAAAUACUAGUAAUGUCUUAUGAAAACGUAAUAAAAGAUCAAAACAUCACCACAACAUGAUGUUUAAACCAAUGGUAAUGUACAGUCAGCAUAAUCACUAUUUGUACGAAAGCAGCAGGCGUCUUUUAAAAGAAAUUGUGCAUGUAUAAAGCAAUAUAACAAGACCUUCACAACUCAAUGACUCAAACAAUGUUCGGUCAGGUGGCACGACGAUUAGACCGUUCUGGUGCGAAGCCUUACUGUUUUGUAUGUUGUACUUCAGGCCUUGUAUAGGUAGAAAUCUAUAGACAUCACACAAUGGUGUAAGUGUAGGCAGUCGGUGUGAUAUAUUAGUGCGGCUUGGUAAAGGAACGUAGAAGCAGUUUGUAGUUACAAGGUUAUACAUUUAGUAAUCAUACGGAAAAGCACUUAAUGGAACUGUUACAUAUAUCCAAUACGCAAACUUAUAUCCGUAUACAUCAUUAUCACCUAGCUGGACAUAUCACAUCGCUUUAUUUGUUGGUAUCUAAGUUAUUCAGUAAUUACCAGGCUAUAAUUUUGAAAUGAUAAAU
Messenger RNA from Branchiostoma belcheri (Belcher's lancelet), 2907 nucleotides. RefSeq names its product tripartite motif-containing protein 2-like. Gene Ontology annotation, biological process: negative regulation of translation; proteasome-mediated ubiquitin-dependent protein catabolic process; protein polyubiquitination. Gene Ontology annotation, molecular function: translation repressor activity; zinc ion binding; ubiquitin protein ligase activity. Lineage: Eukaryota; Metazoa; Chordata; Leptocardii; Amphioxiformes; Branchiostomatidae. Bases 229 to 2067 code for a protein of 612 amino acids. The transcript is spliced from 11 exons. The record is from RefSeq and is a predicted model, not a curated record.